Molecule: messenger RNA, 747 nt
Organism: Sclerotinia borealis F-4128
Lineage: Eukaryota; Fungi; Ascomycota; Leotiomycetes; Helotiales; Sclerotiniaceae
Source: the annotation of a GenBank genome assembly
AUGAAUAGAGCAACCGAAAUCCGACUCGUCACAUGGCUCGUACAAACCGAUCCCGUCAUCCGAUGGAUCGACAUACUUGAUCUUGCCACGGCAGACCCUACAAUUGACGCACCGGGACUGCGACAUGGAAAGCGGCAAAAAAUCACUGGCACACGAUUGAAAAAGUUUUACCAUAACUUAUGGAAUUCCGGCCGACGCGCAGCAGAAGGAACAGAAAGGAGACAGUUGAGCGAGAUGCUUGAAAGGUGUGAGACGAGAGGAAGAGGGCGUCGAGUUCAGACUCGUGGGGAUCACACGAUGGAUGAUUAUCAGGGCGACGAGGAGCCAGAGAACAAAGACGCAAAGGACGAAGAAGGCCACAAAGUCAAACGAGAAUAUCGAGUAGUGAAACGUCAUAGAAAGCACCGCAGGAAGGAUGUUUUUCAACUGGCUGUGAAGAGCGAGCAGGGAGAAUCCAAUCAUGACGGGAUUAGAGUGAAAAAUGAAUUUGCUGAUACUCAGAAACUCGAAGAAGACGUCGAUCAGCCACACCCAGGAAACGCAGCAGAUGCGACCGAGGAUCAUGAUGAUGAAGAUGAGGAUGAGGAGGAAGGAUACAGACAAGAAGACCAAGAUAUACUGGACACAGUAGUAUAUAAAAUUAUAGUUCUAGCAAAUGAAGAAAAAGCGGGGGAUCCGCAGACUGUGGAAGAAUAUCUUCGAGAAAUUGGGUUGCUCCAUUGUGAAAUAGAUCCAGAUGCCAGAUAA